GUCCCACCAGCCAUGCCCCCCCCACCACCUGUCCCCCACCCCAGCCAUGGCAGGGAGCUCUAACGUGCCCCAUAAGACCUCGUUGCCUGAGGGCAUCCGAGUUGGUAACGUGAUGAGAAUCCGUGGUGUCGUCCCUGACAGUGCUGGCAGGUUCUAUGUAAACCUGCUGUGCAGUGACGAGCAGGGUAGUGAAGCUGCCCUGCAUUUCAACCCCCGGCUGGACGAGUCUGUGGUGGUCUUCAACACCAGGGAGAGCGGCACCUGGGGAGCAGAGGAGCGAGGCUUGGGCAUUCCCUUCCAGCGUGGGAAGCCCUUUGACGUGCUCCUCAUUGCCACGGAGCAAGGCUUCAAGGCGGUGGUCGGCGACUCAGAAUACCACCACUUCCGCUACCGGAUCCCGCCAGCGCGCGUGCGCCUGCUGGAAGUGGGCGGGGACCUGCAGCUGGAGUCAGUGAAGAUCUUCUGAGCCACCGCUGCAGGCGGGUGGGAUGGCAGCCAGCUCUGGAUGGGAAAUAAAGCCUUAGCUUCCGUA
Messenger RNA from Manis javanica (Malayan pangolin), 532 nucleotides. RefSeq names its product galectin-7-like. Gene Ontology annotation, molecular function: carbohydrate binding. The record is from RefSeq and is a predicted model, not a curated record. Lineage: Eukaryota; Metazoa; Chordata; Mammalia; Pholidota; Manidae.